CCUAUCGUUAUAGCGCUGUUUUGCCGCAAUAGGAUCCGCAACACCUUAGAUCAACGUCAAAGCAUCAACGACCUAGAGCAACUUCCCUUUAUUCGACCGCUGCAACCGAUUACACGCGAUGUUCAUGUCAUGAGCCUAUGAAAGAACUCUCCAUGGAUCAAUAGAAUUUCGCAAUCACAAAAGACAUCACAUAACACCAUCAACCUCAUCCAUCACGAUAUCAUGGAGAACCUAUCUAUCGCCGAUGCCCCUCCACAGGGCCGCGGUGCGCCGCAACCGCUCCCCCAGUUGCCGCCGCAGAUGUUCACGACUGCAGCGCAGCUCCUGGAUCUCACAGACAAGAAGCUCAUGGUCGCUUUGCGCGAUGGGAGAAAGCUCAUCGGCGUGCUAAGAAGCUGGGAUCAAUUCGCCAAUCUCGUCCUCCAAUCUACCGUCGAACGUAUCUUUGCGCCCUCCCCCGAGUCAGCAGGUAGCGAUCGACCAACGGGUCUGUACGCCGAUAUAAAUCACGGCAUAUUCCUCGUCCGAGGUGAAAACGUGCUCCUCCUUGGUGAAAUCGACCUCGACAGGGACGACGACCCGCCUCCUGGCUUUGAGCUCGGAGAGCUAGACGUUGUCAAGAAGCUCGCAGAGGAGAAGAAAGCCGUCGACAAGGCAAGGGAGAAGGCGCGGGUCAAGAAGCUUGCGAAGCAGGGCUUUGAGGGGGAGAAUAUUGGCGAGAUCGUGCUCUAGAGGACGUUUGGAUAUUGGUAUUUAUCUCAAUUACAAGGCCUGGAAGCAGGUUCAGGUUGCCGGACGCUUAGAAGUGCUCUGGCUGAUGGUCAUUUGGGCAGAAUAUUGUGAAAUGCCCAUAUACCAUCAAGGAGAUGCUGGCUUGAGAAUGGGCUGGCUCUUCAGGAAUUAAAAAGCCUCGAUACAGUAGGUUAGAGGCGGAUAGCGCGUAUGAAUAUAUGAGCUUCACGACGCUA
Messenger RNA from Fusarium oxysporum Fo47, 968 nucleotides. RefSeq names its product U6 snRNA-associated Sm-like protein LSm1. The coding region runs from base 223 to 732 and encodes 169 amino acids. Gene Ontology annotation, cellular component: P-body; Lsm1-7-Pat1 complex. The record is from RefSeq and is a predicted model, not a curated record. Gene Ontology annotation, molecular function: RNA cap binding. Lineage: Eukaryota; Fungi; Ascomycota; Sordariomycetes; Hypocreales; Nectriaceae. The transcript is spliced from 3 exons. Gene Ontology annotation, biological process: deadenylation-dependent decapping of nuclear-transcribed mRNA.